Messenger RNA from Neohortaea acidophila, 1347 nucleotides. RefSeq lists its product as uncharacterized. NCBI's taxonomy places the organism in Eukaryota, Fungi, Ascomycota, Dothideomycetes, Mycosphaerellales, Teratosphaeriaceae. The transcript is spliced from 3 exons. The record is from RefSeq and is a predicted model, not a curated record. The coding region runs from base 1 to 1347 and encodes 448 amino acids. Gene Ontology annotation, molecular function: FMN binding; oxidoreductase activity.
AUGGCCCCAAGCGCACGCUAUGAGUCCGACAACCUCGACCCCGCCCCGCUGGGCAAACCCCUCGCCUUCCCCUUCAGCGGCCGCACAGCCUCCAACCGCUUCAUGAAAGCCGCCAUGACAGAGCGCAUCUCCUCCUGGGACCCCAAAACACCCGAGGUGCGCGGCGUGCCGUCCAAAGAGCUGAUCAACGUGUACAAACGCUGGGGCGAGGGCGGGUACGGCGUGGUGCUAACGGGCAAUAUUCUCAUCGACUACAUCAACCUGGAGGCGCGGGGAAAUCCGAUUAUCCCGGCUGAUGCGCCGUUCGAGGGCGAGAGGUUUGAAGCGUUUCAAGAGAUGGCGGCGCAGGGGACGAAGGAGGGGAGUCUGCUUGUUGGGCAGGUUAGUCAUCCUGGGCGCCAGGUGCAGGAUAAGUUGCAGCCGCAUCCUGUCUCGGCGUCGGCGGUGCAGUUGGAGGGGAACACGAUGGGCAUGACGUUUGCUAAGCCGCGCGCUGCCACGGAGGAGGACAUUAAAGGUUUUAUUGAAGGCUGGGCGCACGCCGCGGAGUACUUGGAGCGAGCGGGAUACGACGGAAUCCAGCUGCACGGUGCCCACGGCUACCUCCUCGCCCAAUUCAUCUCCCAAACCACCAACCACCGCACAGACGCCUACGGCGGCAGUCUCGAGAACCGCGCGCGCCUCAUCACCGACAUCGCCAAGGCCGUGCGCGCCCGCACGAAGCCCUCCUUCAUCCUCGGCAUCAAGCUCAACAGCGUCGAGUUCCAAGAAAAAGGGCUGCAGCCCGACGAAGCCAAAGAACUCUGCAAGCUCCUCGAAGGCGCGACGUUUGAUUUCGUCGAGCUGAGCGGCGGCACGUAUCAGCAAUUGGCGUUCCAGCAUCAGCGCGAGAGCACGCGCAAGCGCGAGGGCUUCUUCCUCGAGUGGGCGGAAUUGAUCGCGCCGGCGCUGAAGAAGACGAAAGUCUACGUCACCGGCGGCUUCAAAACCGUUGGCGCAAUGGUCUCCGCCCUCGACGCCGUGGACGGCGUCGGCCUCGGACGCCCCGCGUGCCAAGAGCCGCGCCUCCCGCACGACAUCCUCAGCGGCAAAAUCAAAGGCGCCAUCAAAAUGGGCUUCGACGAGGACGACUUUGGCUCGACGGUGGUGGCGGCGGGGACGCACAUUGGGGAAAUCGGCAAGGACCAGGAGCCGCUGGAUCUCAGCCGGGAGGAGAAUCUGCAGGGGUAUAUGAAGGAUUUCGCGGCGUUUCGGGAGAAGAUGGCGCAGGAUACGGAGAUGAGGGAGCAGGCUUAUGUGGAUGUGAAGAGUGUGCCGUUGGCGCCUUAUGGGAGCGUUGGGGUGUAG